AUGUCUUCAUGCGCCCUAUGCCAGCUGCCGAUUUUGGACCGAUAUGUCUACCAUGUGCUCGGCAAAGCCUGGCACCAGGAAUGCUUGCGCUGCUCGGAUUGCCAGUCACCGAUGAAUGAGUCGUGCUUUAGUCGAGACGGCCUUUUGCUUUGUCGACGCGAUUUCUCCAGACGCUACGCCACGCGGUGUGCUGGCUGCGAUGGCGGGCUCGAAAAAGAUGAUUUGGUGCGAAGAGCAAGGGACAAGGUUUUUCACAUCGAAUGCUUCCAGUGCUCGAUUUGUCACCGAAAACUCGACACAGGAGAACAACUCUACAUUCUCAGCGACGCGCGCUUCGUCUGUCAACAGGAUUUCUUGCACGGCCAGCUGGCCUCACCGAGCACACCGUUGACUCAACUAGUCGCCGCGCCAAUUUCCACGCCUGGCACUUUGCCGCACACCCCGCUCUCAAAUGGCACAACGACACCGCAUUUGGGCCACGCGUCGAGCAGAAAUGGCUCGCACGGUGGCUCGGAUUGUGGCUCGGAUGGUGAUGAGGAGAAUCAUGAUUGCGCGGAUGAGAUGCACGAAGCGUUGGAGAAUGGAGAGAAUCAACAAGACGAUGGAAAUAAACUGGAAAACGAAGCAAAUGCGAAAAGGAGAGGACCGAGAACGACGAUUAAAGCGAAACAGCUGGAGACUCUGAAGAAUGCUUUCGCUACCACGCCAAAACCAACCCGCCAUGUUAGAGAGCAAUUAGCGCAAGAGACAGGACUGAAUAUGAGAGUGAUACAGGUCUGGUUCCAAAACCGGCGCUCAAAGGAACGUCGCAUGAAACAGUUGCGCUUCGGUGGCUAUCGACCGGCAAGGAGAAGUCGUGGAGGACGAGAUGAUCUUGGAGACGUUUACGGGCAUGAUGGUGCCUUUUUCGCUGCUGCACCGAUGGGCUUUUAUUGUGGAGACAUCUAUGCGAGUGCUGGCGAUCGACCGCCAUUGCAUCCACCAUUUCCGAUUGGACCCGACGGGACACCAUUGAUAGUGACGCCAAUGACCGAGGGUGGGCUGUCCGAGUGCUCGUCGCCGACCCUGGGUGGACCCGGGGCAGGCCUGCUGGGCCCUCCAACCGGGGACUACGGUGAUGACCCCCACGCUCCGUUCCGAGAGCUCCCCUCACUCUAUUAUGCACACAAUCCACCAAUUCAA
Mesorhabditis belari is the source of this 1182-nucleotide messenger RNA. The record is from the annotation of a GenBank genome assembly. Lineage: Eukaryota; Metazoa; Nematoda; Chromadorea; Rhabditida; Rhabditidae.